Molecule: messenger RNA, 494 nt
Organism: Cylicostephanus goldi
Lineage: Eukaryota; Metazoa; Nematoda; Chromadorea; Rhabditida; Strongylidae
Source: the annotation of a GenBank genome assembly
AUGGCUCGUGAUCACAGCCCGCUGCCGAACAUAAUUUUAACUAUAUGUAUUUGCGCAUUUGGUAUUUUCGGCAACUCAAUGAUCAUUCUUGCUACAAUCACUUCUAAAAAAUUGAGAGGCCGCUGCAAUGUACUAAUUUGUAUGCUGGCCGUCUCAGACCUUUUCUGCUGCGUCUACCUAAUACACCUUCGAGUGAUGAUGCUUUGUGGGUGGUACAUCCAAAGAACUGAUCUGUGUUACUGGCACAGUAUCUAUGGACUAUUAGCGCUGAACGCUGGAUCAGCUCUGGGACUCAUCCUUGGAAUUGACCGCUUUUUGGCAGUGUUUUGGCCUAUGAGGUUAGUGGAUUUAUGCAAAAAUUUGCCCUUUUGUCGCCGUUACCCGCUGUUGAUGAGAUCGUCGGGAACGAAGGUAUCACAACCAAGUAGUAAAUCCUCUUACAAAUAUGUUGAGGAUGCAAUAGCAACUUCUGCCUUCCGCAUUAGAAAAUAAAG